Drosophila albomicans is the source of this 2139-nucleotide messenger RNA. It is a transcript of the gene FipoQ, whose product is annotated as F-box/LRR-repeat protein fbxl-1. The record is from RefSeq and is a predicted model, not a curated record. The coding region runs from base 425 to 1963 and encodes 512 amino acids. Gene Ontology annotation, biological process: positive regulation of protein ubiquitination; SCF-dependent proteasomal ubiquitin-dependent protein catabolic process. The transcript is spliced from 7 exons. NCBI's taxonomy places the organism in Eukaryota, Metazoa, Arthropoda, Insecta, Diptera, Drosophilidae. Gene Ontology annotation, molecular function: protein binding. Gene Ontology annotation, cellular component: SCF ubiquitin ligase complex.
CUAAGAAAAAAAACUAAGUACUAUUCUAAUUACAAUUACUCAAGUGUUUUGCAACAAAGUUGACAAAGGCAAAUAUCGGCGAGACGAAUAGUAAUAGAUUAAAGUGAAAAUAAGUGUGCCAAUUAUUCAAUCCAAAGUGAUUUGACUCUUGGCGUUACGAAAUUUUCAUGCAAUUUGCUAAAUUACAGAAGCGAACAUUAUUUUCUUCUUCAUUGCAGACCAACAAUUGCCUAUAAAUAGCCCAAAAGAACAAAUAAAUACACGAAAACACAGAAACCGGCGCCAAACAGCACAUACAACAUAUUUAGACAAUAGAUCAAUAUAGACACAGCUCGAUUUAGAGGCCGCAAGAGAAGUCCGUACUCCCGCCACAAUUAGAAAAGCAAGAGCAGACACAAGUAGUUUACAAAUUUGAAAAAGCAUUAUGGAUAAUUGGAACGUUUUGGCAGCACAAACCUCAUCCCAGGCGAUCGGACGAGAUGAUCUCAAUGCGGCGGCGAAAACGCGUCUGACCAUCGAGAAGCUGCCCGACAAGGUGUUGCUGCACAUCUUUUCAUAUCUCUCCCAUCGAGAGAUUUGCCGUCUCGCCCGCAUCUGUCGUCGCUGGCGGCAGAUCGCCUACGAUACGCGCCUGUGGAAGAAUGUCUCGUUGCGUCCGGAGGUCUCGGGAUUGCAUGUGGGUUCGCUGGAGAUGUUGUUGUCGCUGAUCUCGGUGCGUUUCGGACCCACUUUGCGAUACAUUGAGCUGCCCAUUGAGCUGAUCACGCACACUGUGCUCCACGAGCUGUCGGCCAAGUGUCCAAAUCUCACCCACAUGCUGUUGGAUUUCUCCACGGCCAUGCAGCUGCACGAUUUCAGCGAGAUGCAAGCGUUUCCCACCAAGCUGCGAUACAUGUGCAUCUGUCUGUCGGAAGUGAUCUUUAUGGAGGGUUUUAUGCGAAAGAUCUACAAUUUUAUCAAUGGUCUUGAGGUUCUUCACUUGGUGGGCACCUAUGAGAAGUGCGAGGAGGAGGAGGAGGAAAUCUACGAAGUCAUCAAUGUGCACAAACUGAAGUCAGCCACUCCCAAUUUGCGUGUCAUCAACUUGUACGGCAUCAAUUUCAUUGACGACUCGCACAUCGAUGCCUUCAGCUCCAAUUGCAUUCAGCUGGAGUGUUUGGCUGUUAAUUUCUGUAAUAAGGUCACGGGAUCCACGCUUAAGACAUUAGUGCAGCGUUCCAAGCGCUUGACUUGCCUCCUCAUGAACGGAACCAGUUUAAAAUCCGAGUUUGUCAUGCAAGUCGAGUGGGAUAAGUGUGCACUGCAGGAGCUGGACAUCACAGCCACGGAUUUGACCAGUGAAUGCCUUGUUGACAUGCUGUCGCGUAUUCCCAAUCUCAAGUUUUUGUCAGCUGGUCAGAUCAAUGGAUUCAACGAUACCGUCUUGAAGCAGUGGAUGGAGUUGGGCAACACCAGAUCUCUCAUCUCCCUCGACUUGGACUCUUCGGACAACAUUACGGAUGAGGGCAUGCUCAAGUUCCUGCAGCGUCACGGCCAUCAGCUAAGCGCCUGCUGUCUGUCCGGUAUGCCGCACAUCACAGAUCAGCUCUGGAUGAGCAUAUUGCCUGUGCUGGGCAACUGCAAAAUUAUUGUAAUGGGCACCGCAGAGAAGCUGGGCGUAAACAUACACGUGGAUCAGCUGAUGGACACUAUCGCGUCCAACUGUGGCAAUCUGGAACGUUUGGAGCUGCGUUGGGAUCCGGAUAACUUGCGUUUCUCAGACAAGAGUCAGAAAGCCAUCGAUAUAUUGCGUGUCAAGUGCCUCAAGCUGCGUUGCAUGGUGUUGAGCGAUGGUCGUUACUAUGAGACCGUGAAGGCCAACUUCGAGCGUGCCGAUCGGAUCACAGUGGUGCGCACCACAACCUGUUGUCGGGUGUCGCCGUAUCAUCUGUUGCGCAACUAUAACGAUUUGAUAUUCAAUUAAGUAAACGUGUUUUGUACAAUCCUAUAUUGUUGUUCUAUGUACUAUGUUCUCUUUACUGUUGUUAUAUCCCAGUGGAAUCAAAAUUCCCUAGUCCAUUUGGAAUUGGUUCGAUUUAAGGCAAUUUGUAUUUGGAUUUUUGGAUUAACAUGUUGCAAUACAAAAUACUUGACAUUAAA